AUGAAAACCGAAUCCCCUACUCCAGGCGGAAUGUAUCACGCUGAUGGCACGAAUGAGCUAGGGUCUUCCGACACUCACUCUGGUCUCCAAGACACCAUCGCCAUUGACUCUGACAGCGACGAAUCUGACAUUUCUUCUUGUAUUCCUUCAUCUGAUACUAUUGAUGGAAGUGACCUUCCUUCCAGGGUCAAAGAGUUCAGUGAAAGAUGUCUCAAUAGCCUCCCCCUUAACCUCAUGACCGCUGAUUUUAAGAACUACCUAUUCUACAACUCGAACCAGUGCCUUGAAGAAGCCAAAGCGAGUGGUGUCGACCUCGAUGACAUUGCUGUUGGCAAUGACUGUCUCCCAACUUGGUCUGGACGAACUUGGGAUCCUACCACAGAAUCUCUACACGGCAUCAUCCAGUCUCGCCUCGCCACGCAAGAUGAAGCUCAGCAAGCCGGAAAGUUGGCGCGCGACGAUAUCAUCUGGAAAACAGGCGUAAAGCUGUAUGAGGCCAGCGUCCAAGGUAUCCCACUGGAGGAUAUCUACAUCGCAGCAGAGGAUGCGAUCCGAUAUCUGCAUCAUGAGGACGAUAAUGAGCAGCAAACACCGGCUGAUGACGAAGAUUGGAUCUUACCUACCUAUGAUUUUGAGACUGAACAGGUACACGACACUGGAGCGGUAUCGCUAUCCCAGAGUACGACCUUCGUGUCGUCUGACGAUUCCACCUCCUUGAGCCUGAUGUCUCCCUGCUUCUCCAACACUGAUAGCGACAGCGACAUCGACAUCGACAGCGAGUCAGAUCCCGACAUCGAUUCCGACGAUGUCGAAGACUUUGACGACACGUUCUCAGUCGACAACAUGUUUGAUCCCGAGCCGCACUAUCUCGAUUCAGACGAUGAAGAAGAGCUAAACAUCUUCCACGGUGCCCAUGUCGUGGGUCUUCCGUCUCAACAUGCCAACGUUGAUCUCGAGAUGUACGAGGCCUCCGAUGAAGAUGAGGUCGAAGACCUACCAGAGAUGGAACUUUGUAUAGACGGAGAGCUCUACAAAGCGCUAUUCGAUAUCGAGGGGGAGAACUCUUCGAAGAAGGAGAGGAGAUAA
Fusarium pseudograminearum CS3096 is the source of this 1086-nucleotide messenger RNA. RefSeq lists its product as uncharacterized. The coding region runs from base 1 to 1086 and encodes 361 amino acids. NCBI's taxonomy places the organism in Eukaryota, Fungi, Ascomycota, Sordariomycetes, Hypocreales, Nectriaceae. The record is from RefSeq and is a predicted model, not a curated record. The transcript is spliced from 4 exons.